ACAGCAAUGAAAUUUCUGUUGGUUUUUGAUUUUGACCAUACAAUUGUGGAUGAAAAUAGCGACACCUGGAUUGUGAGAUGUGCCCCUGACAAAAAGCUUCCCAAUGAGUUACGGAACUCCUACCGGCCAGGACAUUGGACAGAAUAUAUGGGCAGAGUCUUUGUCUACUUGGGGGACAGUGGCGUUGGAGAAGAUGACAUGAAAAGAACCAUGACAGCAAUUCCUUUCACUGCGGGCAUGGUCGAUCUUCUGGGGUUUAUUGGCAAGAACAAAGAGUUUUUCGACUGCAUCAUUGUUUCAGAUUCUAACACAGUAUUUAUUGACUGGAUUUUAAAAGCUGCUGAUUUCCAUGAGGUGUUUGAUGAAGUGUUUACAAACCCAGCAGUGUUCAGCAGUACUGGCUACCUGACCGUGCAGAACUUUCAUGCCCACCAUUGUCCAAAGUGCCCUAAAAACCUUUGCAAAAGGACAGUUUUAAAAGAGUUUCUAGAUAAACAGGUGGAGAGAGGAGUGAGUUAUACACAGAUUACCUAUAUUGGUGAUGGUGGGAAUGACUUGUGCCCUGUGAUGUUUCUGAAGAAGGGUGAUGUUGCUAUGCCCAGGCAUGGGUAUACCCUAGAGAAAAAGAUUUCUCAGCUCUCUCAAGAUUUCUGUCCCAUAGAGUGUUCUGUUCUGGUUUGGUCAUCUGCUGUUGAAAUUAUGUCUUAUCUGAAGCUGCUUAUAAAAGAACAUUUGAAGUGAUAAAAGGAAACUGAUUUAUCCUUUUUUCUUCCUGGGUGAGAAAUGCUGAAUGCACAUGGAAACACAACAUUAUGGAACUGGGAUAUUAGCUGAACUUAUGUUGUUCAAACAUAAUAUAAAAUUGUAUUUUCAGUUUUGUCAGUAGUGGGAAAGUGAUGUUAAAAUGGCUUUCAGGCGUAGUGUGCAUUCUGACCUUUGUGGAGAAGUGUGCAUGUGGGGGGGAGGGGGCUGCGUGAGGAAUUGCCAAUUCCUUUUGUCUUCUCCAUCCUGAGCCUUUCCCAGCAACCAAAGUGAUGUUCCAUGUGCUGUAAGGAAGGAGUAAGAUUAGUGCACAGAAGAAUAAUUAUUUAAAAGAAUUUAUAUGCUUUACUUACCAGGAAGGUGAUUCUGGAACUUCUGGCUUUGAAUACUUUUUUAAAAAUCGGGGAUAAAUGUUUAAUUUGUAAAUGAUUUGGUAUGUCUCUAAUCCUGUUUGAUCUGAAGAUGCAUUUAUAUUUUUAAUAUACUGAAUAUUUUACCAAACUAAAUUCCUUUUUAAUAGUUUGUAUUAAAGACAAUAAAAAUUACAGUCACUGAGAAGAGCAGUGCUUGAUUUUGUAAGCUAUUCUGUAGUGCAUUCCGUUCCUGUAAGGGCCUGGAGUGGCUUAACACAAGUGUGGGUGUCAGUCUGCAGAAUACCAGUCUUUUGGUCAGUUCUCUCUUGAAGCACAGGAGGAAUGUUGUCACUUUGCAUUGUUGCCACUUGGUACAGAGCCUGUGCUGUCAGAUGGGACUCAGCCUGCUGCUUUUUCUGCUGCCCACAGAAUGCUGUGUGUGUCCCUAUGCGUUCUUGUACCAGUUUCACUUAUUCACUCUUGUCUAUGUGCAUCCUGUAAUCCUCUUCUACAAGCUGAAAAGGAACAUCUGUGUCUGUUUUAACUGUGUAACAAAAUUUGCCUGUGUUUGAAUAAGGAAUCAUUUGUGAGCAUGUAGUGAGCAUGUUUCUCGCUCGUGGUGAGACGAACCAUAAGACUUGUACUAUG
Messenger RNA from Lagopus muta (rock ptarmigan), 1763 nucleotides. RefSeq names its product phosphatase, orphan 2 (gene PHOSPHO2). Gene Ontology annotation, molecular function: phosphatase activity. Bases 7 to 741 code for a protein of 244 amino acids. NCBI's taxonomy places the organism in Eukaryota, Metazoa, Chordata, Aves, Galliformes, Phasianidae. The record is from RefSeq and is a predicted model, not a curated record. The transcript has a single exon.